Molecule: messenger RNA, 1842 nt
Organism: Lindgomyces ingoldianus
Lineage: Eukaryota; Fungi; Ascomycota; Dothideomycetes; Pleosporales; Lindgomycetaceae
Exons: 2
Coding region: 1-1842 (613 amino acids)
Source: RefSeq, a predicted model, not a curated record
AUGGCCGAGACUUGCAUAGUCUGCCUCGGCGACCUCGCCCCCCAAGACGAAGGCCACCUUUUGGCCAUCGAAUCCGCGCUAGACAACGAGUCGCUUGAGCAUGGGGCUCGUCAUCCUAGCAAGGUCCAGAAGAUUGUCUCCCCGGCCUCUGAGCCCACCCCGAGCGACGACGAAUUAGUCGCCCACUUGCUCCCUUGCGGGCAUAACUUGCACAACGAAUGUCUCAAGCCAUGGGUUGAAAGGGCAAAUAGUUGUCCCAUCUGUCGGGCCAGCUUCAACAUGGUGGAGCUUAGCGCAAGGGUAGGAAGCACCAUUCUAUCCUCCUAUGGCGUCCAGGAUCGACAACAAGUUGCCGAAAUCGACCCCUCCAUGAUCGUCGAGGAAGACUACUAUAAUCUCGUAGACGAUGGGAGCUACGAUGCAUGCAUGAUAUGCGAUGAGUUCGGGGACUCGGCGCAGCUCAUGUUCUGCCACAGCUGUGAACAGAUCUGUCAUGUCUUUUGUGCCGGCCUCGAUGCAAUGCCUUCCCGUGGUGCAUGGUACUGCCAACAUUGCAUGGAGAAUCCUGAACUGCUCGCCGCAGCCACGCGACGGCAGCCCCCACGUGGCCCUGCCGCCUUCAUCAACGGGCGAUCACGCAUCCGUCGGCGACGCCCUCGUGCUCCAGAUGAAUGGGUCGGAGUCUGGCAGAGUGUGUGGGAUCGACUCCAUUUCGAUAUUGAAUUCCCCUUCGAGGACGAAGAACAAUCUGACAACCGAUCUGAAGUACAGCGACGAGAAAAUCAGGAAUGGGAGCGUCGUUUUGAGCUUGCCCGCCGAAUGGGUGCUGGGAACCGAUUCCGUGCUACUAACAACGUAUUGCAUCAUCGCGAAGCCCCCAAGACCCCGAAGGACCCCGAAUCUCAAGAGGAGUUACGAGCAUGGAACCAGUUCGAGAAGGCCAGGGAGCAGAGGGCUCAACUGGAAAACCGUUCGACUACAAGUAGCAGUCGGCGUCAAAAGCGGAAGUCUGUCGACUCAUCGCCUGCCGAAUCAGAGUCUCGGAAUCGCGAACCCGAGCGAAAACUAAAGCGCCCGAGGACGCGAGCCAACUUAGAAACGGGCGAGUCUUCAGCGACUGCAGCUCGCCGCCCUGAACACAAUAACAGGUCGCCUCCAAAUGGCUUGAAGGAUGCCGCUGACCCUGGAACCGCAUCUGGGUUCCUUCAAUCCCUCCUCAAGGAGGUCGAAGUUGACCGUCAUGCCGAAGACAAAGAAAUUGCCGCACCACAACCUAAACGCAUCAUCGUCGAGCGGGCUUGUUCUCCUCAAAACUCGUCUCCAGGAUUAUCGCCCGUGUAUCCAACACCGCACGGCAUGACGACCCCACCGCCACUCAACCUCACUGGGCUGAGUUCCCCCAAUCACCAAGACUCUGAUCAACACUCCCCAGCAUACUCUCCCUUCUCCCCAGCAGACGAUGACCCCCGAAUCGGUCGCCGGAAACAAGCUUACCGCUCUGCAGGCCUUAACAGCCCACCUCGCUCAAAAGACUCAUCACCAACACGUUCAUCGCACCUCUCAUACUCCACAAAAGCGGAAAUCCAACGUAUGGUCACCGUCGCCCUCAAACCGCUCUACACCAAGAAAGACAUCUCCAAGGAUGAAUACACUGAGAUCAACAGAGACAUUUCAAGGCUAUUAUAUGAUCGUGUGGGCGAUGCUGGCGCAGAAGCCCUCACAGAUCACGAUACCAGAGAGAAGUGGCAGAAGAUGGCAGUUGAUGAGGUCGAUGCUGUAGUAAAGACUUUGAGAUUAAAUACGGUUGCUAGUGUGGAGGACUCGGCGUCUACUUCUUCAUGA